AUGAACCAUCUCAGAGCUUGCGGUAGAUCAAUUCAACUUCUGCAACAACUCUCGACCCACCCGCGCGCCUCGCCACUCACAGCAACCCCCAAUCCACUUACCCGUCCACUACAACCUACCAUCCGACGCACCAUGGCUUCCGCAAUGGCCAAGCGCCUCGAAGGCAAGACAAUCCUGGUGACUGGCGCCUCAUCCGGCAUCGGCGCCAGCACCGCGAAAGAAUUUGCGCGCACGUCGCCGAAGAACCUUAAGCUUAUCCUGACGGCGCGCCGCAUUGAUGCCCUCAAUAAGGUUGCUGCUGAGAUUAAGGAGGAGGUUGGUGAUGGCGUGCAGGUUCUCCCUGUUAAGCUGGAUAUUAGCAACCCGGAGGAAAUUAACAACUUUGUUCCCUCUCUGCCGGCGGAGUUUAAGGAGAUUGAUGUUCUGGUCAACAAUGCCGGUCUGGUCAAGGGCGUUGCCCAAGCCCCUAACAUCGCGGCCGAGGAUAUGAAGGUCAUGUUCGACACCAACGUGACCGGUCUGAUCAACAUGACCCAGGCGGUCCUCCCCAUCUUCAAGAAGCGCGACGAGGGCGGCCGCGGCGACAUUAUUAACCUCGGUAGCAUUGCCGGCCGGGAACCUUACCCCGGUGGCGGUAUCUACUGUGCGACCAAGGCCGCUGUCAAGUCCUUCACCGAGGCCCUGCGCAAGGAACUGAUUGCCACGAGAAUCCGUGUCAUCGAGGUCGACCCCGGUCAGGUUGAGACCGAGUUCUCUGUUGUGCGGUUCUACGGUGAUAAGUCCAAGGCUGAUGCCGUCUACGCGGGCUGCGAGCCGCUUACCGGUGAGGACAUUGCUGAGGUUAUUGUCUUUGCUGCUGGACGUCGUGAGAACGUGGUUAUUGCUGAUACGCUGGUCUUCCCCAGCCACCAGGCUGGUGCCGGCACCAUGCACCGCAAGUCUUGA
Messenger RNA from Penicillium cosmopolitanum, 945 nucleotides. RefSeq names its product SDR family oxidoreductase. Gene Ontology annotation, cellular component: cytosol. The record is from RefSeq and is a predicted model, not a curated record. NCBI's taxonomy places the organism in Eukaryota, Fungi, Ascomycota, Eurotiomycetes, Eurotiales, Aspergillaceae. The transcript is spliced from 4 exons. Gene Ontology annotation, molecular function: oxidoreductase activity. The coding region runs from base 1 to 945 and encodes 314 amino acids.